Messenger RNA from Dichomitus squalens LYAD-421 SS1, 696 nucleotides. RefSeq lists its product as uncharacterized. Bases 91 to 642 code for a protein of 183 amino acids. The transcript is spliced from 3 exons. NCBI's taxonomy places the organism in Eukaryota, Fungi, Basidiomycota, Agaricomycetes, Polyporales, Polyporaceae. The record is from RefSeq and is a predicted model, not a curated record.
CGGCCACCCAAAACAUUUACAGUCCCUGCUUGUCUCUCAUCCGACUUGCUUUGUGCCAUCAUGAGCAUGAGGCACCGGCUUCCACCUACCAUGAAGCACCUCGUUGUCAGGCGCGCCACCCCUGACGCGCGGAACCUCGUGCUCCAGCUCAUACGCGAGCACCAGUCGGGUCUCACGAUCCAAGAGCUCUACAAACAGAGCAUGGACUACCAGCAGAAAAACCUCACCAACACAGUCGAGGAUGCGGACCAGGACUACGUUAUCCCCUCUAUGAGGUACCUGAAGAAGGUCGUCCUCCCCGAGCUGGCGGACGCGGGACAGGUCGAGAAGGUCCACCUGAAACGGACGCUCUCCGCCGAGGAGGCGGACAAGCUACACAUUGGCCUGGUCAAGUCCAAAAAAACAACACUUCUCGCUGGACAGCCGCAGUGGCUCUGGUUAUGGCAGCUCAAGGCGAAAGAGCCGGAACAACCACCAAAGCCAGAGAAGAAGCCGUUCGGGGCGGAGGUGGGCGUCGGGGAAGACUUCUCGCAUCUGAACAAGCGCAGGCAGAGGGCGAGGGUGGAGAAGGUCGUGCGGGACGUGCAGUGGAUGAGGGAGCUUGAGAAGGUGAAAAAGGAGGCGAGGGUGCGCGCUUCAUGACUCGGCUGAUGUUGUGCUAUACCUUACUACAUUCCUAUGUUAAUCGGUUCCUCC